Messenger RNA from Penicillium angulare, 981 nucleotides. RefSeq lists its product as uncharacterized. Lineage: Eukaryota; Fungi; Ascomycota; Eurotiomycetes; Eurotiales; Aspergillaceae. Bases 1 to 981 code for a protein of 326 amino acids. Gene Ontology annotation, biological process: nucleoside metabolic process. The transcript has a single exon. Gene Ontology annotation, molecular function: catalytic activity. The record is from RefSeq and is a predicted model, not a curated record.
AUGUCAGAUCCUACGGGAUACACCGUGGGCUGGAUUUGCGCCUUACGCGUGGAAUAUAUUGCCGCACAAGAGUUUCUCAAUGAAGAGUACGGCAAACCGAGCUUUGUGUCGCCAAACGAUGCCAACGACUAUACGUUAGGCAGGAUGGGUGAACAUAACGUUGUAAUCGCUGUCUUGCCCGAUGGUGAAUAUGAAACAGCUUCCGCGGCCAGUGUAGCGACGAGCAUGCUCAACAGUUUUCACAACAUCAGGAUUGGCCUCAUGGUCGGGAUUGGUGGGGGUGUACCAAGCGAGAGCCACAAUAUUCGUUUGGGCGAUGUUGUGGUCAGUGCGCCUCGCGGCGGCGAGAGUGGUGUGUUUCAAUACGCUUUUGGCAAGUCGAUUCAGGACCAAACUUUUCAGCAUACGCGGUUCUUGAACCAGCCACCAGCUAUAUUACGCGCUGCAAUGGCAGGGAUUCGAACACAAUACGAGAGAAAAAGGCAUCAACUGGAGGAGGCUAUUGACGACAUUCUUGAGAAGAACAUGAGACUACGUCGGAAGUACAAACGGCCAGAACCGUUUGAGGAUAGGCUGUUUCUUCCUGAAGUCAUCCAUCACCAAGCAGGCUCUGCUAUAUGUGCGGUUGAUCCUUCAACGUUGGUACUACGGAGUGAGCGGGCCGACGACGAAGAUAACCCUGCUAUUUACUAUGGCCUGAUUGCUUCUGGCAAUCAGUUGAUGAAGAAUGCUUUGAUUAGGGACCGGCUUGCCGCUGAAGAAGACGUUCUCUGUUUCGAAAUGGAAGCCGCUGGGCUGGUGAAUACUUUCCCAUGCCUAGUUAUCCGGGGUAUCUGUGAUUACUCGGACUCACAUAAGAACAAAGAGUGGCAAGGGUAUGCAGCUAUGGUGGCAGCUGCAUACGCGAAAGAUCUUCUGCAGAGGAUUCCUCUUAAUAGAAUUGAAGCCGAGGAGAAAAUAAGUGCUGUUGUGUCUGGUUAG